Molecule: messenger RNA, 1251 nt
Organism: Rhodofomes roseus
Lineage: Eukaryota; Fungi; Basidiomycota; Agaricomycetes; Polyporales; Fomitopsidaceae
Product: acyltransferase-domain-containing protein
Exons: 6
Coding region: 1-1251 (416 amino acids)
Cellular component (GO): endomembrane system
Molecular function (GO): acyltransferase activity
Source: RefSeq, a predicted model, not a curated record
AUGGCGGUCAAGCCAGAGCUCCACACGAUAGAAAUCAGCCAGCGCCCCCGAAGAACGUGGGCGCAAACCCUCAAUGCCGUGGUAGCGGCGGUCGUCUUCGUCUUCGGAUGUGUUAUGAUCAAUGGCUCCCAGAUCGCCUUCCUGCUCCCGCUCAAGGUGCUCCCGUUCGCCUGCGCGGAGCGCAUGUACUAUGAAGGCAUCCGCUACAGCAAGGGCGCGUUCGGGGCGCUGCUGGUGCUUAUGAGCCAGUGGUUCGCGCCGACGAAGCUGGUCGUGACGUUUGAGCGAGAGGGACAGGGCCGCUUCACCAAGGAGCAAAUCGAGCUGCUGGUCGAGCGCAAUGCGACGGGCAGGGUAGUGGGACUGCGCCUCCCGCAGAGGGCGGUGAUGAUCGCGAAUCACCAGGUCUACGCUGACUGGUGGUAUGCGUGGUCCUUGACAUACUACAUGGGGACAUGCGCGGACGUCUUCAUCGUGCUGAAGGAAAGCCUCAAGUGGUUACCAAUCCUGGGCUGGGGCAUGCGCCUCUUCAACUUCAUAUUCCUCAAACGCUCAUGGGCAUCGGAUCGCCUCCACCUAUCAUCCAGCCUAUCAUGGCUAGGCCGACGGGCGGAGACGCAAGACUCGCCAUUGACCUUCAUUCUGUAUCCGGAAGGCACGUUGGUGAGCAAGGACACGAAACCCCUAAGCAAGAAGUUCGCGGAUAAGAUAGGCAUCCCAGACAUGAUGCACAGUCUUCUGCCUCGGUCGACAGGCCUUCAUUACUCCCUGCGCUCGCUCGCACCCCGGAUUCCCAGCCUGCAGCUCAUCGAUAUAACAGUGACGUAUCCAGGCAUCCCACCCUUCGGUUACGGCCAGUCUUGGUAUACUCUCCGUUCAAUAUUUAUGGACCGAGUUCCGCCGCCCGCGGUGCACAUGCACAUCCGCUGCUUUGACGUCACGAAGGACGUGCCUAUCGGCGAGGUGUCCUCGACAAACCCCGACGUGUUACCGGAGAGGUCGGGCAAGGAGAGCGUGCAGGAGGUGGACAUACCCGAGAAGGAGCGGGACACGUUCGAGCUGUGGCUGCGUGACCUCUGGCGCGAGAAAGACAAGCUCAUUUCCAAGUACCUCGAGACCGGCUCAAUGGUGGACGAUUACAAGGAGGAGGUCGAGAUCCCGUUGCGGUUAAAGCGAACAAGAGAAGUAUUCGACGCCUUCUGCUUCUUCAUGCCCGCCGCUGUGUUCUGGGCGUGGCGGCGGUUCAGAUAA